UUUUUGAAAACAAGAAGAAUAAAUUUGCGUUUAUUUUCUUUCAAUAAAACGGGUGAGUGAUUUAUAUGUACUUUACGACUAUCAAAAGAACAUUUAACCAAUAUUAUCUAAGUUUCAGCGCAUAUAAAUGAAGAAAAAAGAUUAAAAUGCUCAUCAUGGCCUCUAUCAGAGACUAUAAUGUAGUGGAGCAGUUCAACAGCAGACUGGAGGAGAUCAGGACCAAACUGCUGGAUCAGGCCAUGGGAGAGGUGCUCAAUGACACGGCUGCAGAGCUCUGUCAAGAGCACAGGCACUACAUGAAGUCUGUCUUGGAUACUUGCUUUAAGAAAUGCAAGGAGGAUGAAACCAUGUUUGACAUGAUACAUGUUUACAAACAAGAUUUGAAGGAGAAAACAUCUUCACUGAAAAAGAAGAGUGCUGAACAUCUUGAGGUUGUGUCAGAGAUUGAAGACAAGGAGCAUCACAAAGCACUCUUAUUUCAGAGAAUUGAGAAGCUCAAGAAGGAUCAGGCCAGAAACAGGGAAUUGAUUCAGUCACAAAACAAAGCCAACAAAGACAGACUGAAGAAGCUGAACAAAUGUAAAGACGUCUUUCAGAAACACCUCAGUCUUGAGAUCAGAAAAAUCCAAGGUGAGAAGCUGCAGUUUGUCUUCAGGAACAUCAGUCGUAAAGAUCCAGACAUGGUCCAUACGUUCCUCCUCCAGCUUGAUGCAGAGGGCGUUUACCACAUCAUCUCUUGUGACCCUCCACUGGAGAAAAUGGCACAUCUAGAACACAGACUGCAGGAGACCAACAACUUUUCUGCCUUUCUCGCUAAUGUCCGGAGAGAGUUUGUGGCGCUUCACAGUGGUGCAAAGAUGGCCUGACUGAUGAACCGAAGCUAAUGGAUCAUUUCAGAUCCAUUUGAAACGGUCAGAGACCCAGACACCAUAUUUGUAGAUAUCAUUAGCAAGUACAUCAAGCUUUUAUUUACCUUUUACAUAUUUUGUACAUUCAUUUAUUGGCUUGUAAUUUUAACAAUAAACGAGAAACAAUCUUUAAAAA
This is a messenger RNA of Megalobrama amblycephala (Wuchang bream), 1044 nucleotides long. It is a transcript of the gene spc25, whose product is annotated as SPC25 component of NDC80 kinetochore complex. The record is from RefSeq and is a predicted model, not a curated record. Lineage: Eukaryota; Metazoa; Chordata; Actinopteri; Cypriniformes; Xenocyprididae. The transcript is spliced from 7 exons. Gene Ontology annotation, biological process: chromosome segregation. Gene Ontology annotation, cellular component: Ndc80 complex. The coding region runs from base 147 to 866 and encodes 239 amino acids.